UGACGCUAAAAACAUGGCACGUGAUGUAAAUAAUGCACUUAUCCAGAUAGCGCAAGCAUGUGGUGGUAUGGAUGAAAACAGUGCGAUAGCUGAAUUCGUGGUAUUCGGUUAUAGAGUAACUCAGACAGGUCAUGCGGAAUUUCCGGAAUUACGAGAAUUAGGUGAAUUUUUAGAAUUAGGCGAAAAGCGGGAAUAA
This is a messenger RNA of Dentiscutata erythropus, 196 nucleotides long. NCBI's taxonomy places the organism in Eukaryota, Fungi, Glomeromycota, Glomeromycetes, Diversisporales, Gigasporaceae. The record is from the annotation of a GenBank genome assembly.